UGUCGCCGGGGUCCCAUUUUGAAAUACACGUAGAGCCUAUACUACACUGUAGCUGUCCCCCAAUUUUUCGUCCCUUCAAUUUAACCCGUGACCGUUCUUCUAUAUUAAGUCUAUAUUCGUUGCUUGCAUGUUAACAUUCCUAAUUCGUCGAUUCCGUCGAAACGCACUCGCCCAUUGGCCCAAGUCUCCCUCAAACGUCAACAAUGACGCGCGAGACACGCCACUGGUGACGAAACACGUGGACUGUUUUUUUAACUAUACCUAUAUAUAUUCACACCACCGCAUAUCGCGAUUCGCGAGUUCCGACACUAUACGGAUUCUCGAAAGUCCGCAGAUGAGCGAUCUGUCAAUGUGUUUUUUUCAGCCGUUCCACGCGCACUGUUCGCGUAGCGCAAAAUCCCGCAGGUGUUCCGAGGAGACAGGGAAAGAAAGACGCAGACGAGGUGGAAAAAAUAUCUGAGGAUCAGGAAAGACGACUAUCACUAGAGAGCAAGUGCGCGAGAUUAAACUUCAGCGAAGAUGUCUUGGUUUUGCGUCUGUCGAUUUUCCCUGCUUCUAGUCAAUUUUCUCGUACUGACUUUCGGAUACGAUCUGAAGGCUUUCGACGACACUGUGCUAUUCAAGAUCAGCUGGCCAGGCAAAAUUGGAGUCGAUUUGCUUGACUCUCAGGCUGGUGCAGAGCCUUACACGAUAACAACAGCGAAUAACGAAAAGUACCAAUGCUUUAUUCCAGAGACUGCAAAACAAGAAAUUGCACAAGAAGAAGUAUAUACUGGCCCGAAUCCAAUAAAAUUUUUAACUUUACUGUUUAACCAAAAUACAUGUUCUUACAGGAUAGAGCCAUAUUGGACAUAUGAACUUUGUCAUGGAAAAUAUGUGCAACAGUAUCAUGAAGAACGAGAUGGCAAGAAAGUCAAAAUUCAGAAAUAUGAAUUAGGCAGAUAUGAUGCAGCUCAGAUUAAAAAAUUAUCAGCUGAGUAUGAUGAACAUGCGAAAAAUCCAAACAGGAAGACAGAGAUACCUGUUAAAAAAAUAGAUGGAAUCAAUAUGCCUUAUGUAGAAAUGGAAAUGACAGAUGGAACUAUGUGUGAUUUGAAUAAUAAACCAAGAUCGAUAAAAGUUUUAUACGUGUGUUAUCAACAUGGAAAACAAGAAAUUUAUUCUAUAAAAGAAACCGCAACCUGUGAAUAUGAAACUGUUGUUUUAACUCCUUUGCUCUGUCGUCAUCCAGACUACAAACCUCAUGAUACUGGUGAAAACAAAAUAAAUUGCAGGCCUUUGGAUAAUGCUCCAAAGAAACCAAGAUCUUUGAUGGCCCUAGAAGCAGAAAGUGCAAAACUGAAGCAUCAGAAAGUUACGGAUGAGAAGCCUCAAAAAGUCAAUGUGAUCUUCCGUGUUGAUAAGGAUGGUCAGGAUGGACAACCUCAAGUGCAAGUCGAAAUUCAUCCUGUUGAUUCAACCUGGAAACAUUACAAUCUUGAUGAUACCCUCAAUCCUUUGAUUGAUCAAGGAAAUAAUUUGGCCAAGAGUAACUCAGUUGAAAACUUUUUAAGUGGGCAUAAUUGUUUGAACGGAGGAACUGGUUGGUGGAAAUAUGAAUUCUGCUAUGGACGUUCUGUGACCCAAUAUCACCUUGAAAGUAGUGGAUCAAAAACAGUUGUGAGUCUUGGUGUAUUCAACAAAGAAAAGCAUAUUGAAUGGAUUGAUGCCAAUCCUAAUAAAAAACCUAAACCUAUUGGACAAAGAAAGCAAUUAUCACACUUUUAUAGUCAUGGUACCAUCUGUGAUAAAACUGGAAAACCGCGACAAACUGAGGUAAAGUUAAAGUGUGUUACAAAUCCUAUGGGAAAUCCGUCCAGCGUCUCAUUGUACUUGUUGGAACCUAAAAUGUGCGAGUACGUACUAGGUGUAGAAUCGCCAUUAAUUUGCGAUAUUUUGGAGCACGCGGACGAUACGUACGGCAUUAUUAGUGAUAAAAUCUUAGUGAAUUUGGACGAAUUAAAAACGAACUUACAUGUGGAAGAAGAUGAUGAACGAAUAGCCAACGGGGAUGAGUAGGCUUAUUUAUGAAAACCAAGAACACUUAAUUAAUAUUAAAAUUUUAAAAGUGCGCGUAUUGCAUUGACUAAAUUUGGCUUUACAUAUCUUAAGAGCUUGUUUCCAAAGUAUGUGAAAUAAAAAGAGAAUAUUGUACAAAAAAAUAUUGCGAAAUUAAUUGACGCAAUCACUGCUAAAUUCGACAUAAGGUAACUAGCUUAUUCUCUCCGAAAUCAUCGACCUCUCCAAGAAGAAUCCUCUUCGUGAACUUUGGAUUCUUCUCCACUAUUAGCAGAUUGAGAAGGUCUCGGAAUGUUCUUCCGCGGAGCGUUUCAGAUAUUUCCGCACUGCCGCAAUUCCGGUCAAAGCUGAAGAGCUUCGUCUUUAGCUUUUGACCUAUCCGUAUCUUAAUUCUGUAUUUCUCUUAGAACUUAUGUAAAUAUUAAAUAAAUAAAUAAAUUAUAUGAAUAAGUUACAUAA
This is a messenger RNA of Nasonia vitripennis (jewel wasp), 2517 nucleotides long. Its product is annotated as endoplasmic reticulum lectin 1. The record is from RefSeq and is a predicted model, not a curated record. The transcript is spliced from 7 exons. Gene Ontology annotation, biological process: retrograde protein transport, ER to cytosol; endoplasmic reticulum unfolded protein response. Gene Ontology annotation, cellular component: endoplasmic reticulum lumen. Lineage: Eukaryota; Metazoa; Arthropoda; Insecta; Hymenoptera; Pteromalidae. Bases 520 to 2058 code for a protein of 512 amino acids.